Molecule: messenger RNA, 2530 nt
Organism: Pyrgilauda ruficollis (rufous-necked snowfinch)
Lineage: Eukaryota; Metazoa; Chordata; Aves; Passeriformes; Passeridae
Gene: NHERF4
Product: PDZ domain containing 3
Exons: 10
Coding region: 759-2021 (420 amino acids)
Biological process (GO): protein localization to plasma membrane
Cellular component (GO): apical plasma membrane
Molecular function (GO): signaling receptor binding; protein-membrane adaptor activity
Source: RefSeq, a predicted model, not a curated record
AGUGCUGAACCAGUCAUUCUCCCCGCACUGUGUGUCCCCCUGGAAGCCACCAGGAGCUGUCCCCAAUCUGGGUGUCCCGGGGUGCUGGUCCCUUCUCCCAGCUCCGGCUGGCAGUGCCCUGGGGCUGGGAGGGCAGUCCAGACUUGGAGCUGUUUAACCAUUAAACCUGGGGCGUCUUGGGGGAGGCGGGGACACUUCCCUGCCACUUCACCCUGUACCUUGCUCCCUCUGGCAACCCCUGCAGCCAUGAAGCAAACAAAAGGUAUGUGCCGGGAAAUCCUCUGGAGACCCUUCCCCACACACACAGGCCCUGCUGCCAGGUGAAGCAAGACAAUGUCAGAGCCCAGGCAGCCUGUGGAAGGAGCCAGAGGCAUGCAGGAAAAUGUCUCCUUGUGGGGAUGCUGGGAAGGCAUCCCCUCUCCCUGGGUUUGAGGUUCCUUGUGCCCAAAGAGACGCGGAGGGGUUUUAUGGGGGGGCGGGGUGUGCUGGGGAAGGUCUCUGUUUCCUUCUCCUGGCUCCAGCAGCUCUCUGGGGUCCUGGUGAACCUUCUCAGCCCUCACUGAAGAGCCCUGUAAACCCCCAGGACUGACCCCAUCUGCUUGGCCCUGCUUUGCCCCCACAGUGAGCGCCCACGGGACCUGAGCAGCGGGUCCUGCUGCUGGGAAUGCAGGACAGUGGUGACAGGGCCAAGGAACAACCUGUGCUGAGAGACAGAGGGGCUUGGGGGCUGUGUGGGCUUGGCAAACCCCCUCACCUGGAUGGCAGGUUCAGCCUGGCUCGAGGGAGACAAGAUGUCCAUCAUAAAAUUUGAAUUUAACCCCAAAGUUGGGAUCGACAACCCAGCCUUGACACUGACUGAGGACACGGAUGGUGAGGGCAUGGGGGAGCCCCGCUUCUACCUCCUGACCAAGGAGAGCACAGAGACCUUCGGCUUCUGCCUGCACGAGGAGCUGGGCUGCCAGGGCCACGUCAUCCGGCAGAUUGAGCUGGGGGGGGUGGCCCAGCGCAGGGGGCUGCAGGACGGGGACCGGCUGCUCCAGGUCAAUGGCCACUUCGUGGACCACAUGGACCACCUCAGGGUGGUGCAGAAGAUCAAGGCCAGCGGGAACCAGGUCCUGCUGGCGGUGCUGGAUGGUGACUCCUACGAAACAGCCAAAUCCCUGGGCAGGGACCUGUCCCAGAUGCUGCCAGAUGACAUCCGCCCGCGCCUCUGCCACGUCACGAGGGACAAAAGCGGCUUUGGCUUCAGCGUGUCAUGUCCAGAAGGCACCAAGGGCACCUUCCAGCUGUCGGUGCUGCAGGACGGGCCAGCGGACAGAGCAGGGGUGCCACCAGGCUGCUGGCUGCUGGAGCUGAACGGGGACAGCGUCAAGAGCUACUCCCACACACAGCUCACCAAAAAGCUUAAGCAGAGCGGCAACAAGGUGACACUGCUGGUGGCAUCCAGCGCCGUGGAGGAGUUCUAUCGCCUGCGGGGCCUGCGGGUCACGGCUGCCUUGGCAGACACCUCCAGGCUCCCCUUCAAGGUCCGCGAGCUGCACCUGGUGAAGGGUCCCGCUGGCUAUGGGUUCCUGCUCAAGGAGGAUGAUUGCAGCUCGGGAGGAGUAGGCCAGUUCCUGUGGGAAGUGGAUGUGGGGCUGCCGGCCGAGCAGGCAGGGAUGAAGGAAGGGGACCGAGUGCUGGCCGUGAACGGGGAGAGCAUCGAGGGGCUGGACCACGAGCAGACCGUGCACAGGAUCCGCGCCCGGGAGGACCAGGUGACGCUGCUGGUCAUCGACCCCGCUGGGGAUGAGUUCUACCACUCGAUCGGGCUGUCCCCCCUGCAGUUCUUUGAGGACAGUGACCCCGCCUCAGGCUCCUGCACGCCCUCGCUGCCCUCUCGCAGUGGCUCUCCUGCACUCUGUGACGUUGAGGUGGCACCCAAGGGGCCUGUGUCCUGGCUGAUGGCAGCUGCCAACAGUAUAGAGAUCAUACAGAGCCAGCGCCAGGAGGAGCACACAAAGCUGUGCCAGGCAUUCUAACAGCCCAGGAGCCUCAGGACAGGCUCUCCCACACAGCACCUCCACCCAGGCCACGGCCAGCCCCUCGGGCCUCAGCACUGCUCAACAUGGACCCUGCACAAGCAGCUCCUGUGUCUCAUGCCUGGCUCACAGCAUGACACUCCCAGGGACUCGUCUCUGCUCACCCAGGCUGACUCAGAGCUUUUAUCAACCACAGUGGCAGCUUCUCAUAACCUGACCACAGACCUGUGUCUUUGCCUGCCCAGCUACCUCCAGGGAUUCCUCAGGACAUUGCACUGAAGCCCUUGCCCAGCUCCAGGCUCUGGGAGUUCCCAGGAGAGCUGAGGCGCUGCCCUCUGCACCAUGACCCAGGGGACUUGAGGGUUGGCUCAGAUCUGCACGUGCAUGGACAUCUCUCCUGUGCUUCUCCUCUCAUCCUCUCCCUGAACCUGUGGGCAGAGAGUGUCCACCACCCAGCACCACCCUGUUCCUGCACCACCCUUUUGGGGUGAUUAAAGGACAAAUCCACA